Messenger RNA from Letharia columbiana, 714 nucleotides. RefSeq lists its product as uncharacterized. NCBI's taxonomy places the organism in Eukaryota, Fungi, Ascomycota, Lecanoromycetes, Lecanorales, Parmeliaceae. The transcript has a single exon. The coding region runs from base 1 to 714 and encodes 237 amino acids. The record is from RefSeq and is a predicted model, not a curated record.
AUGUUUGACGACUUUUCCUUCGCAUGCGCCUCCAGGCAGCACGCCUUCUACCAUCCAUAUCCAAUGGAUGACAGUGUCUCCCCCAAUUCUUCUGGCGACUCGACGCCUUCUUAUGACAAUGGCUGCCAUGGCUCCCCUGAGCGAGGAUAUCCGAUCGCUACCACCAUCGCGGAACUGUCUCAGCAUUUCGACCAGCACACCCUCACGCCACGGCGGCCGAGCGUAUGCGUAGAAGGAUCAAUACCACAUGCGCGCGAGCUAAACCCGCCCCACCAUUUGCCAAACAGCUUCUCGGAUCGAGUCUGCCGUCGACGGCAGAGCCUCAACCGUCUUCAAUGCUCCUCCGACCACCUCUCACGCAUAUCGGCACUCGUUGAAGAAAUGGUGCAGACCGGACAGCCAUUAUACGAACCCACCCAUCCUGCCGCCCUGCUCGAUGACUCCACUUCCCCAUCGCUCUCCCCCGAAGUGGUUCCGCCCGUGGCAUCCUACUUCAACAUUUCUGCUUCGAGACCCUCCUCCUCCUCCAGCGCCAAUUGCGAUCCGCGAAUACCACAGCAUUCUCUCCGACGUUCACAGUCGUAUAAGAUCGAGAAGGAUUUGAGACACAGUGCGUCGAGGGAAGGGAUUGGGAAGCAUAUGGUGAAGAAGAAGAUCAGGAUGCGGAAGAGCUUGAAGAUGCUGGAGAGUGGGGGAAAGAGAUGUGAAAGAUGA